AUGGCGACGAACGAGGAUACAGUGUACACAACAGUUGGACUUCGUGACUUAUUCAGCAACCCAAAUAAAGUAUGGGUGGUAAUGGCAUCAAUGUCUCCACAUAGACCGAGAAUACUAAGAGAGCACAUUGGAAUUACGAACUUGUUGGUUAUGGGAUCAGGGUUCGAGGAAGAUUUGGAUAAAAGUAAAUAUGACUGUGCUGGAGAUUACUGCGCAGAUACAGCCGAAAAUAAGGCUCGGAUGGUAGCCAAAAGUAUAUUCACAGCAAAUGAUAUAGAGUCUAAAAAUAGACUAAGAAGCCUUCUAUCAAAUCUGAAUGGAAACGUACAGGAAGAUUUCGACACAGAUAAGAUACAAAUUGUAAUUGCAGCUGAUACGUUAGUAUUUGUUAAUGGACAAUAUUAUGAAAAACCUGUGGACAGAGACGAUGCGAAGCGUCAAAUUAGUUCAUACCCAGGAGUAUUCCAAAAAAUAUACACAGGGGUGGCAAUAUUCGUAAGAAGCAAAGGAUUUGAAAAGCCAGAAGCAAAAUUCUAUGAUUUAACAAAGGUAAAAUAUCAGAAAAUGACACACAAAGACGUUGAAGCACUACUGGACGCACACCAGUAUGAAGGGUCAGCAGGAUCAUACAGGAUAACGAUGUUUGGAGAAUCGGUAGUAGAGGAAAUGAUAGGAUCAUAUUCUAAUGUAGUAGGACUUCCUGCACAAAAAGUUUCAAGGGCAAUAUGCGAAAUAGCAAAAAAAUACAGUUUGAACAAAAUUUAA
This is a messenger RNA of Theileria orientalis strain Shintoku, 765 nucleotides long. RefSeq lists its product as uncharacterized. The record is from RefSeq and is a predicted model, not a curated record. The coding region runs from base 1 to 765 and encodes 254 amino acids. The transcript is spliced from 3 exons. NCBI's taxonomy places the organism in Eukaryota, Apicomplexa, Aconoidasida, Piroplasmida, Theileriidae. Gene Ontology annotation, molecular function: nucleoside triphosphate diphosphatase activity.